Lycium barbarum (goji berry) is the source of this 432-nucleotide messenger RNA. Its product is annotated as large ribosomal subunit protein eL15-like. Gene Ontology annotation, cellular component: ribosome; cytosolic large ribosomal subunit. The transcript is spliced from 4 exons. Lineage: Eukaryota; Viridiplantae; Streptophyta; Magnoliopsida; Solanales; Solanaceae. Gene Ontology annotation, molecular function: structural constituent of ribosome; RNA binding. Gene Ontology annotation, biological process: cytoplasmic translation. The coding region runs from base 1 to 432 and encodes 143 amino acids. The record is from RefSeq and is a predicted model, not a curated record.
AUGGUGCAGAUGCAGCUCGCUAGGAGGCUUUCAGAUUCAGCUAGGGCUUACACUUAUGUGUCGGAGCUAUGGAGGAAGAAGCAAUCAGAUGUUAUGAGGUUCUUACAAAAGGUGAGGUGCUGGGAGUACCGCCAGCUCCCUUCUAUUGUCCGUGUCACCAAGCCUACCUGUCCUGACAAGGCACGCCGAUUGGGAUACAAGGCCAAGCAAGGCUAUGUAGUCUAUCGUGUUCGUGUGAAACGUGGUGGAAGGAAGAGGCCAGUUUCCAAGGGUAUUGUGUAUGGUAAGCCCACCAACCAGGGAGUCACCCAACUAAAUUUCCAGCACAGCAAGAGAUUUGUUGCCGAGGAACGUGCUGGUAGGAAAUUGGGUGGUCAUAGAGUCCUCAACUCUUACUGGAUUAACGAGAGUGCAAAGUAUUUGCAUUUAUGA